Rotaria sp. Silwood2 is the source of this 537-nucleotide messenger RNA. The record is from the annotation of a GenBank genome assembly. Lineage: Eukaryota; Metazoa; Rotifera; Eurotatoria; Philodinida; Philodinidae.
AUGAUAAAAUCAAAACGUUUUCUAUCAUUAUUAUCAUUAAUAUGUAACAAUAAAUGUAAUAUGAAUAUCAAUGAAGAUUCUUUAAUUGAACAAUUAAAUAUUAUUGAAAAUAAAUUAAAUGCAUAUGACAUUAAAUUACCUAUGUUUGGUUUAUCUGGAUUAAAUUAUAUCAUUUAUCAAAAUAAAAAAGCAUUAACUGAACCUAUGUGGUCAAAAAUAACAAUGAAUACAAGAUUACUUGUAAAUCUGAUACAUGAAUUCUUUUAUGUAUUUCUAACAUCUUAUUUUAAUGAUUUUUCAUGUGAACAAAUUUUUCGUACAAUUAAAUAUAAUUUCUGGUAUGAUGAUAAUUGUUGUCAAUUAAUAUUUGAUGAAAAUACAUGGUUAUUAUCAACAAAUAAUUGUUUAUUUACAAAUGAUAUAUUAACAAAACUAGAUAAUAUGUCUCAAACUGAUGAAGAAUUUCUUAGAGAUCUUCCAAAUAUACAAUUAUCUGGAAUUGAAUAUGCUGUUAAUACACCACCUAUGUAUGAGUAA